AUGGCAGCGGCCACACCAGGCCUCUCCGACGGCGUGAAUUGGUACUGCUACACCGCCCUUGGGCUCUUAUGGCUUGUGGAUUUUACACCGAUCGGUCAGGCCGUGGCGAGCGGCGCUGACGCCCCCAUCAAGCUGGCUGUCUUCCAGCUGGCCACGUUCUUCCUGCCCUCGCUGGUCUACGCCUGGCGCAUGGGUUGGGACUUCAAGGCCACGUUCCGCGUCGCGGCCCCGAGCGGCAAAUGGGCGGCGGCCGGCCUGGGCCUGGGCCCGGUGGUCUGGGCGCUGACGUCAGCAGCGAUCUCGCUCAGAACGGGCGUCUGGCCGUGGGACUUGGCGCCCGACGCGGCCGCUGGCGCGGCGGGCGGCCUGGUGGGCGGGCUGGUCGCGGCUGCGGCUGCAGGAACCUCGCAGGAUGCCGCGACGCUGCUGGCCAGCGCGGCGCUGGCGCCCGCAGUGAUGGAGGAGCUGCUCUUCCGCGGCCUACUACUCACCGCGCUGCGCCAGCGCUUCGGCAGCGUCGACGCCGCGGCCGUGUCGGGCGCACUGUUUGCGCUCAUCCACCUCAGCGUGGAGCAGUUCUUCCCGUUUUGCGUCCUCGGCCUCGCGGCCGGCGCGGUGGCGACGGCGUCCGGGAGCGUGUGGCCGGCGGUCGCGCUGCACGCAGGCUACAACGCCACCGGCCUCGCGCUGGGGCUGGCGCUGCAGAGGGCGGCGGCGGGCUGA
Monoraphidium neglectum is the source of this 723-nucleotide messenger RNA. RefSeq lists its product as hypothetical. The record is from RefSeq and is a predicted model, not a curated record. Gene Ontology annotation, molecular function: metalloendopeptidase activity. Bases 1 to 723 code for a protein of 240 amino acids. Gene Ontology annotation, cellular component: membrane. NCBI's taxonomy places the organism in Eukaryota, Viridiplantae, Chlorophyta, Chlorophyceae, Sphaeropleales, Selenastraceae. The transcript has 3 exons. Gene Ontology annotation, biological process: CAAX-box protein processing.